GUUUUUGGUUUUGUAAAGCAAUCAUUUUUUAAAAGAUAAGGGAAAAGCGUUUAGUAAUAAUAAUAUCAAGUGCAUAAUUCUAAUUUGUGCACACCGACUUUCACACAAUAUGGCACCGGCACCCCAGCCCUUGGAAGGAAAGUUUCAAGGUCCGAUGGCCGGUUACCUGCCUUCCGGACAAGAGGGCGGCCCACGUAUGAAUACAAUUUCACUCGCAGUACUAAUUGACUUUAUAAUACAAAGAACGUACCAUGAUCUCACAGUGCUCGCUGAAUUGUUACCCCGGAAAACCGACAUGGAGCGGAAAAUUGAAAUUUAUAAUUUUUCUGCUCGUACCCGGCAGCUUUUUAUACGUCUUAUUGCUUUGGUCAAAUGGGCUAAUUCUGUGUCGAAAGUGGAUAAAUCGGCAAAUAUUAUGAGUUUCCUGGACAAGCAAAAUAUGCUUUUUAUAGAAACAGCAGAUAUGUUGGCCCGCAUGUCCCGUGAAACUUUAAUACGUGCGCGUCUUCCGAACUUUCAUAUACCUGCUGCAGUGGAAGUACUCACAACAGGUACAUACAACCGUCUUCCUACAUGUAUACGGGAGCGAAUUGUGCCACCAGAUCCAAUUACCCCGGCAGAAAAGAAGCAAACACUUUUAAGACUAAAUCAAGUGAUUCAGCACCGUUUAGUUACUGGCAAAUUAAUGCCACAAAUGAGAGAAUUUAAAAUUAAAAAUGGGCGUGUAACAUUUGAAAUCAAGCAUGAAUUCAACGUCUCCUUGACCGUUAUGGGUGAUGGCAACAAUGUGCCGUGGCGGCUUCUAGAUAUAGACAUACUUGUUGAAGAUAAAGAAACUGGAGAUGGCAAAGCUUUGGUACACCAGCUUCAAGUAAAUUAUAUUCAUCAACUUAUACAAGCUCGAUUGGUAGAGAAUCCGAACGCACUAAGCGAAGUAUAUAAUUGUCUGCACUAUUUUUGCCAAUCGCUUCAACUUGAAGUGCUUUAUACGCAAACACUUCGUCUGAGCUAUGAACGGUUAGAUGAUAAUAUUAACGUCGAGGAAUAUGUACCAGGCGUGAAAAUAACAGUUUCGUAUUGGCGAGAGCUCACUAGUAAGGACUCCAAAUCUGAGCUGGGCUAUCGUUUAACAGUACAAUCUGAUCCCAAUGAAAUAGGACGCCCGCUAGCUGUGGUACAUGUGCCAUCAUUAGGUGCAAAAGAGUCUGCAGAGGUUGCUGAUCGCGCGGUACGUUCCGAUCAUCUUUCAAUGGAACGCCUAAUCGUGUACACCGUAUAUAUACGAUCUGUUUCAAGGCUCAAUGAUUUGAAAUUAGAGUUUCAAUCAUUUUUAAAAGACGUUGAUUUUAAUUUACAAGGAACACCAGCUAUCUUGACAGUGCCAGUCCUGUCGCCUUGUUUGCGUGCUGAACAAGUACAUAUAACAAUUGAUACACACACCGGUAUGUUAAGGUGUCAUGUGCCAAAACAUUUGGAUUGUCCCAUUAUGCCUGAAAUGCAAACGUGUUUGAAUGGUGACAGAAGUAAAUUGCAACAAAUCAUGUCGGAACUAAGGUUUUGGAUAACUCAUCGGCGCUGUGAGAAAACUCUACAACAUUUACCAGCCGCCACUACGGAGACACUACCCUUCCUAACCCUACCCGAUAAUCCACUUAUGCAGCCAGGCCGUCAUAAAGUUUAUGUAAAACUUCAUCGUCAUCCAAAUGUUAUUAUUGUAGUUCAGUUGAAGGAGAAGGCCAAUACGCCUAACGAAAUGGAAUAUACUUUCCAUUUAGGGUUUGUCGCAUAUCAGACUACUGAAACUGAUAUCACAGCAGAGGAGUCCCAGAAUACACGUUUGGUUUCCAGCUCACAUCCACCAUCACAUCCACCCACUGUAAGCGCCGAAGUACCCAAAGUGUAUACGAAAUUAUUGCGCCUAAUUGAAUUUGAUACGUUUGUAGCCACACACGGACCAGGCACAGAUGUGGAUGAAUUACCACCGCAUAAGCGAAAAUCAACCGGCGAUCUAGGGCCACCAGCCAAGCAACAAAAGACCAUUUAUCCAGCUUACUUUAUACCAGAGCUAGCACAUGUUAUUGCGAUGUGCGAUGAAAAAAUACCAUUCUUGAAUUUAGCACAAGAAUUAUCGCGACGUGAGAUACCGCACAGUGGACUGCAGGUGGAAGCAAAUGCUGCAUCGUUAGUGUUGAAAAUACUGUCACUACCCAUGCCGACACAGCAGACACAAGAUCAAAAACAAAAUCCUACUGGCGUUACACUGCCAACAAUUGAAAAAACUGUUAUGAAUGAUCUAAUGAAGCGUUUACUUUCCAUAUCAGUGCGUUCACAAAUGAAUAAGUCUAAUCAAAUACGCAAUUGGGGUGUGGAGUUCGUUUUCUACAGUACUCCUCUGCAAAGCACCCAUCAAAAAGAACAGGGCAAUCGUCGCACUGUUUACUUGGCAUACGAACAAGCCAAUCAUGAUUUUGUAAAAACAGUAGAUGAAUUGUUGCGCGAUUGGUCUAAAAUAGUAUAUCUUUAUAAUUUGGUAUUCAAUUUUUCAGAGCAUGUAAAGAAUAAACGUCUAAAUCUCGCUGAUAUGGUCAGUGUAAAAUCGUAUAAUUAUUUGAAUCUGUUAUUGGGAUAUGGACCUAAAAAGGAAGUCACAUGCAAUAUUUAUUGGUGUGCACAAACGCAUGGUUUUCGUCUCGUCUAUGUUGGUGGUAUAUCGGCAGUGAAUGCGCACUCGAUGAUGCGCGAUCAGUUGGCCUCGCAUUUGAAUCGUCAGCUUAAUCUAACACAAGUCGUGCAAAUAUUGCAUGAAACCUACAAUCCGUUGAGUUCGAUUUCUAAGUUGCCUAUAAUACCGCUGCUGGGAAUACCGCGACCGCAAGUACCUAUUUUGUCUUUCUGCAUCUUACCACAAUCUCCGUGUCUUAUUCGUUUGACAUACCAAGCUAUUUACUGUUUGGAGAUACGCAUGCGCAGCGGUCGACUGGCGUCGAUUCGAGAUGGCGCAUACUCACGUUUUGAUCGUAAUUUAAUUGACGAAUUUACGCCAAUACAAGGCUUAAAGGGCUUUCUAUUGAAGCACGUCGAUGAGAAUGCGGUUUACCGUGGACGUUCACAAAGCGAGGAUGAUAAUCCGCCAUCUCCUUUGGGCAUGGAAGACAAUUACAGUGGUCCUGGCAGUGUGUCUGGCGCCGGCGCUGGUGGUUCAUCUCCGUUCACAAGUGGUGGCAUGCGUGGUCCACAGUCACCACGUGAUAGCGGUUUACGUUUCCCAGCACCACAUACGCCACCUUCAAGCUCAAAUCCUCACACUCCGGCCAGUCCACAUCCCUCAGCGAACAGUGGUGGUGGCAGCAACCAGAAUCAUCCAAACUUCAAUUUAACUUCGCCACCUGCACAUCACAUGCCACAUCCAUCACCCGGCGGCCUUAUGCCAUCAUCACCACUCAAUCCACAACCAAGUCCGCACAUGGCGCACAGCCCCGGACCGAAUACAUUGUAUAUGCAAGGCCACCAAGACUCGCCCUUCACAGCAAUGUCGCCGGCAAACACGAAUUGGCCAGGUUCACCCAGUAUGCCGCGUCCAUCACCACGUCCUGGACAAAGUCCUGAGCAUAAGCCUAGUGGCUCCUCGACAGGCAACACCGGCACUUCGUCUGCAAUGUCGCGCGUGCCGUCGAAUCGUUCUUGGGCUGGCGCCGUGCCAACGCUGCUGACACAUGAAGCUUUGGAGACGCUUUGUCGACCAAGUCCCCACCCUAAUAAAGAUAUUACUGGUCCGGAAAUUAGUCCAUUGGAGCGCUUUUUGGGUUGCGUGUUUAUGCGUCGCAUGCUACAGCGUCACAUACAAGGUGACGAAUCGAUUACGCCACUCAAUUCUAAUGAACCCGGCAUGGUGCUAUUUAAGGUGGAUGGCUUACAGUUUCAAGUUAUGCUCAAUCAGGUGCAUAUGGAGUCACUGCAUUUGAAGGCACAGCAUUUACCCACACCACCAACUCCAGAUGGCAAACAACCAUUCCAACUGAGCGCCGAUGAUUUGCUGGUAUUGGAGCAGUUCUUUGAUUUGCGAGUUGUAUCGCCACCGUACAGGCCGAAUGCAAUGACCGCCUUCUGUCGUGUGCUCAGCUGCCCGGGCCAAGUUCUCAAGGAUUUCGUCCAAAUUAUGCGACUCGAUCUGAAGCCUGAGGUGAUGGGCGAUCAACUGAAGUGGGCAUUGCAAUUCUGUAUGCGUGUGCCACCGUCGGCAGCGAUAAUACCAAUCGGAACGCCCGGCAUCUAUAUAUGCAAAUUAAAGAUACUCUUUUUCUUACAAAUUACUCGUAUACCAUAUAAGGGUAAGGAGUGGAAGGACAGCCCAUCAUUGCUCUUGCCCAUGGUUUACGAUUUGACUUCGAAUAUAACGCAGUUGGUUGAGCGACGUGAGCAGGUGCAAUCGCCAGCGAUGAAUGCGGCAAGUGUUUUGUUGCGUCGCUUUACCGAAUUUAAUGUGCAACACGGACAGUGCUCGCUAUUUCCCGCAGUAUUGGACUUGUUAACCAACCUGCAACUGCCCAACGAUGUGCCGCCACCCAAUCAGAAUAUCGGCCCGCCAGUCGGUCAAGUCGUCGGUUCAAGUCCGAAUCCUAUGAUGCAUUCGCCAAUGCAACAAAUGGGCCAAAUGGGUCCGUCACCGGUGGGUCCCGGUUACCCGCAGAUGACACAAAACCAAGGUCCGCAGUGAUGAAGGCGCAAACGCCGCACGGUAAACAAGAAUAACAACUGUGCUGGCAGUGCUGGCGGCAAUUAAAACGCAAAGUUUACACCAACUUUGCAAUUUCAAAACUGAUGGGACACAAAAUGACCGGGCUUUAACAGCAACCGAAAUUCUGCUAUAUAUUUAUUUAUUUUGGACAAAUUUGUAUGUCAAUGACUUUUUGUACUAAACAAAAAAAAAGAAGAAUUAUAAUAAAUACUAAUAAUAACUGAAUGUCUAAAAAUAAA
Molecule: messenger RNA, 4974 nt
Organism: Ceratitis capitata (Mediterranean fruit fly)
Lineage: Eukaryota; Metazoa; Arthropoda; Insecta; Diptera; Tephritidae
Gene: MED14
Product: mediator of RNA polymerase II transcription subunit 14
Exons: 15
Coding region: 110-4714 (1534 amino acids)
Biological process (GO): regulation of transcription by RNA polymerase II
Cellular component (GO): core mediator complex; mediator complex
Molecular function (GO): transcription coregulator activity
Source: RefSeq, a predicted model, not a curated record